Megalobrama amblycephala (Wuchang bream) is the source of this 3105-nucleotide messenger RNA. RefSeq lists its product as uncharacterized. NCBI's taxonomy places the organism in Eukaryota, Metazoa, Chordata, Actinopteri, Cypriniformes, Xenocyprididae. The transcript has 2 exons. Gene Ontology annotation, molecular function: nucleic acid binding. Bases 1849 to 2859 code for a protein of 336 amino acids. The record is from RefSeq and is a predicted model, not a curated record. Gene Ontology annotation, biological process: DNA integration.
GUUCAGCUCGUCUGCGAUAUUCUUUGCGGCGUCCAUCUUCAUUAAAUUUUGAUAUCAGCUAGAGCCGGCCAGAGCGCUGCAUAAAUAAGUAUGCAGCGCUCUGGCCGGCGCUGCCGCUGCCUUCCCUUGGAGGGCAGCGGCAAUAACAAAAGAAACAAAAGCCGGCGUAUCCGAUUCCAGUAUGGAAAUACAAACAGACAAUGACACGCCCCUACUGUGAGAUAGAAUCCCAGAAAAACUAACAGAUCUCAACUAGCAGAUUCUGCAAAAAAACGAAAAUCACCAAUUUUGAAAAAAAACGCUUCUUUCUCAGUUUGCUCAAUAGUUGUGCUGCCGACUUGUGUCCCUGGUUUCCGUGACAGGUCACAUAUAUGAACACGGCAAUCUCGCUCUGAUCCACACCAAAACAAUCGCACCGAGAUUGCCUGAAUGAGGUAGUCUCAGCCUUAUUAAAAACAAAUUCUGGGGUCGGUUCGGUUGAGGUGAGAAAGCAAUCCGACCCAGCAGACCAACAAACCAAGUGGUAUCAUAAGUCACAUUGGGAAAUGUGUUAUAUAAAAUCAGCAGUGUCUGAUUCUGUAAGUGAGCACAUUAGUUAUUGCAGGUGAAAACCUAAAAGCACCUCUUCAUCUUAAAAUGUUGCGUACUUGCUCUUUUCGAUGCAGUUCAAGAAUAAAUUAUACCCUAUAUAUAAAUUUUCAUAUAGGCCUAUAUAAAUUAAGCCACAAUAAGCUCAUGGAGCAAACUUGUCAAUCCAUCUUGAUGGAUGAUGCAGAGGAAACUCUGACCAAUAAGCGGACAGUUUUACGCACAUGUGACUUGCAUAAACACAUCUUGGUACACUUUGAAAUGUUGCCUUGUGAAAAUGAACCGAACCAAGAUGAAAAUAUAACAUUGUAACAAAUUAAUCCCCUGUUUCGUAACAAAGCAAACAAUCUAUAGGUCUGAAAACACCAUUAAACUUGGUUUGGGCCACUUCUCCUCUUGUGCUUGGCUGGGGCUGCUCUUUGAGAGCAAAGAAACGGAACCGCCGGAACACAUACCAGCUGAUGAGAUCCGGGGAUCCGGGAGGGGGAUGAAUGGAAGACAGCUUUCAACACCCCUACAGGGCAUUAGGAGUAUCAGGUGAUGCCCUUCGGGCUAGCUAAUGCCCUGGCCGUCUUCCAAGCCCUUAUCAAUGAUGUUCUGAGAGGGAUGCUCAACCAAUGUCUGUUUGUAUAUCUCAAUGAUAUCUUAAUAUUUUCCCAGAGUUAUGAAAAGCACGUUCAACAUGUCCAGCAGGUUCUCUCUCGUCUGCUCUUGAACAACCUCUUCGUCAAACUAGAGAAGAGUUCCACAGCACUACAGUCUCUUUCUUGGGUUUCAUCCUGUCAUGUGGCAGUGUACAGAUGGAUCCCAGCAAGGUUUGUGCAGUCCUGGAGUGGCCCCACCCUGAUUCAUUGAAACAAGUUCAAUGCUUUCUGGGUUUCGCCAACUUUUAUACGAGAUUUAAUUGAGGCUUCAGUUCCAUUGCGGAACCUCUCACAGCUCCCUCCAGGAGGUCUGGCACACCCUUCCAGUGGACAGAGAAGGCUAACCAGAGCUAUUUACUUCAACUCCCAUAUUGACCCUUCCAGAUACUGAGUUAUUGUUUAUUAAUGAGUUGGAUGCAUUGGACAUGGGUGUGGGAGCAGUUUUGUCCCAGAGAAUGACUAGGGACAAUAAACUCCAUCCUUGUGCCUUCUUUUCACAUCGACUGACAGUAGCAGAGAAGAACUAUGAUAUAGGGAAUCAGGAGUUGCUGACUGUUAAGCUGGCAUUGGAGGAAUGGAGCCACUGGCUGGAGGGUGCUAAACACCCAUUUGUGAUAUGGAUGAAUCACAAGAACCUCACUUACAUCCAGGGAGCCAAAAGGUCAAAUCGUCGACAAGCUUGGUGGGCCCUUUUAACCGUUUUGACUUUGUCCUCUCUUACAGACCUGGUUCCAAGAAUAUUAAGCCUGAUGUUCUGUCAAGGCAGUUCGGGUCCCAGGAAGAUGAAGACAGGUCAGAGCCCAUCAUACCAAGGUACAGAGUGCUGGCAGGCAUCCAGUGGGACUUGGAGACAGCAGUAAGGAAGGCCCAAAUUCACCAACCUGACCCAGGUAAUGGUCGCCUCUUUGUGCCUAACACCAUCAGGUCCGAAGUACUGGAGUGGGGUCAUGCCGCACCAUCAUCUGGACAUCCAGGGGUCCUAAGAACCCUGAGGUGGAUCCAGUCUAAGUUCUGGUGGCCCAACAUGGGACUGAUGUCCGGAGAAUGGUUGCUGUAUGUUCCACAUGCGCCCAGAAUAAGGAACCUAGAGCCCUCCCUCAAGCAGGUCAGAUGGCAGAACUUCUCAUGCAACAUGUCUUUAGAAUUCAUGGGUUUCCUCAGGAUAGUGUCUGAGAGGGGUUCCUUGUUUACCUCAAGAUUCUGGAAGGCUUUUGGACGUCUAAUCGGUUCCACCAUCAGCUUGUCCUCAGAGUUCCAUCCCCAAUCCAGUGGCCAGACAGAGAGAGUGAACCAGGAGAUUGAGAAGACCCUCAGGUAUCUGGUCUCGAACAACCCGAGUACAUGGAGCUCCCAGAAUUUGCCCAUAACACUCUCCAGCCCUCAUCAUUGGGUAUGUCUCCAUUUGAAUGCCAGUUUGGGUCCCCCCUCCCCCCUUCUCUGUUUUCUGAACAGGACCUUCAAGCACAGGUCUAGCUGCAGCCCAGUUAGUCCGGAGGUGCUGGAGGGUCUGGCAGAGAGCUCAGGAAGCUCUGUUAAAGCCAUCCUGGGAACAACAGAAACAGGUCAGUCGACGUCAGCGGACAGGUCCAUCACUCUGUCCAGGGCAGAGAGUGUGGCUUUUGACUAGGAAUCUCCCAUUGCACCUUGAGUCAUAGAAACUAGGUCCUAGAUACAUUGGACCUUUCAAGAUUCUCAAGAAAAUACACCCAGUCUCUUACCAACUCCUAUUGCCCAGGUCUAUGUGCAUACACCCCACAUUCCAUGUUUCAUGCCUUAAACCUGUCAUCUACUCUCCAUUGUCUCCUGCAGUCAGACCACCUCCAGUUCCUCGGAUGGUGGAGGGGCAACCAGCUUACUUCGUGCAGAGACUUUU